AUGUUCCAAUCCCAAUCUCAACCAUUACAAGGGUAUAAAGACCGCCAUCCUUCCUCGGACCAAUAUCAGACCCACUCACAACCAUUCGGAUUUGCAACAUUUGUUGGGUCCUCAAGGGGAUUCGGCCAAAACCUAACUCCCGGUUCAUCUAGCCUUCAUCUUAGUCCCGACGAUGGUCCUCAUGGUGAAUCCUCUCACCGUGGCGCCCCCUCCGGCUACGCAACACCUACAAACCAAUUCGGCUUUAACCAAGGUAGUUCUAGUGCUGCGGGAUGCUAUGAACCGGAGAACAUGAGUCGAAAAUUUACCCCCAUUAAGGAUGUUAACGAUUCAAAGGAAACUUGGAGAUUGGCCGUUCGAGUUGUUGAUCUAUGGAGUGUUAUCAACAGCAAGGGUAAUGAGCAUAUGGAGAUGGUUAUAAUGGACGCAUUGGGUGAUAGGAUACAAGUUUUGAUUCGUUCUGACCAUACACCGAAAUGGAAAGAACGAAUACGUGAAAACAUGUCUUGCAUAAUCAACAAUGGAACUGUUUAUGAUAACGAUUUUCAGUGGAAGCUUUGUGAUCAUGACAAGAAGUUUGUGUUUAUUGGUGGUACGACUGUGAAGGAAGUUGAUAUUCAGAACCUUCCUCCCAAAAGAUUUUUUUUCAAAGACUUUACUGAUAUUCUUGGAGGCAAUAAUAUUAUUGGUGUAGUUCAGGAAAUCAACAAUUUUCAAUAUAACAAUUCUGGAAAAAAGUCAUUUGUUUCAUUGAGUCUUAAAGACUUGAAAGGUGUCAUCGUUAACUGCACAUUAUGGGAGAGCUACGGAACAAAUUUUUUGGAUUUCUACCAUGAUGAAAAAAACAGUGGUGCUAUUGUAAUUGUACUAACUCAUGUAAUGAUAAAGGAAUCACAAGGUGUGUAUCAACAAAAUCCUAUUAUUAAGCUGUUACCUGCAAAUGAGCAGACUGAAAAGCCUUCGCAGUCUUCAAAGGGUGUGUCUCUUUGGUCUGGUGCCUCUCAAUUCACCCCAGUUGAAAGUUUCGUCCAUAAGGCCAAAUGUAUAUCUCUGAGUGACCUCUGCAAGGUGAAACAGGACAUGUUAUGUGUUACUGUUGGAACAACUCAAAAGUUUUUUGUCUCAAAACAUGGUUGGUUUUAUUAUGGAUGUACUAAAUGUUCUUUAAAGGCAUCUGAUGUGAAAAAUCCAUACAAAUGUUCAUGUGGUCAGAAUGUAGAACAUGCCAUACCAAGGUAUCGAGUUGACAUAUAUGUGGUGAAUCAAAAUUUCGCUUUGUGUUUUGGGACACUGACUGUGCCGACAUUAUUGGAAAGUCUGCUGAUAGUAUUUAUAAAGCAAUGCUUGAGGGCUAAAGUUCAGCCAACAUUUGGCCAAGCAUCUGUUUGGAAACUUUCUUAUGAUGAAGAAUUUGUCAAGGAGAUUGAGAAAGAUUAUAUUACUAAUGAAGGGGAUAGCAAACCUUUAACCCAAAACCUAGUCGUUGAUCGUGUCGAUGAUUCCAUUGAGUCAUUGUCUGCAUACGGAGAAAAUGAUCCUGAUAAAGUUGUGACCAAUACUCCAUCUAAAGGAAGUCCCGUUACUCUUGAUGCUGGAGAUUCUGAAUGUCAACCUUAUGGAACUACUAAACUUUCAGGAACAAAACCUUCAAAGAAAGUGAAGAUUGAAUCAAAUGUCUGA
Vicia villosa (hairy vetch) is the source of this 1680-nucleotide messenger RNA. RefSeq lists its product as uncharacterized. Lineage: Eukaryota; Viridiplantae; Streptophyta; Magnoliopsida; Fabales; Fabaceae. Bases 1 to 1680 code for a protein of 559 amino acids. The record is from RefSeq and is a predicted model, not a curated record. The transcript is spliced from 11 exons.